Molecule: messenger RNA, 1026 nt
Organism: Salvia hispanica
Lineage: Eukaryota; Viridiplantae; Streptophyta; Magnoliopsida; Lamiales; Lamiaceae
Source: RefSeq, a predicted model, not a curated record
AUGAAUUCCUUGGCUUGGACAGGACAUUUAGUACAUGUCGCUAUUCCUGGAUCCAGAGGGGAGUCCGUUCGAUGGAAUAAUUUCUUAGAUGUAUUACCGCAUCCCCAAGGGUUAGGCCCACUUUUUUCAGGUCAGUGGAAUCUUUAUGCUCAAAACCCUGAUUCAAGUAGUCAUUUAUUUGGGACCUCCCAAGGAGCAGGAACUGCCAUUCUAACUCUUCUUGGAGGAUUUCAUCCACAAACACAAAGUUUGUGGUUGACUGAUAUGGCUCAUCAUCAUUUGGCUAUUGCAUUUAUUUUUCUUGUUGCUGGUCAUAUGUAUAGAACUAAUUUCGGGAUUGGACACAGUAUCAAGGAUCUUUUAGAUGCACAUAUUCCUCCAGGAGGACGGCUGGGGCGUGGGCAUAAGGGUCUUUAUGAUACAAUCAACAAUUCGCUUCAUUUUCAAUUAGGUCUUGCUCUAGCUUCUUUAGGGGUUAUUACCUCCUUGGUAGCGCAACACAUGUACUCUUUACCUGCUUAUGCAUUCAUAGCACAAGACUUUACUACUCAAGCUGCAUUAUAUACCCAUCACCAAUAUAUCGCAGGAUUCAUCAUGACAGGGGCUUUUGCCCAUGGAGCUAUCUUUUUCAUUAGAGAUUACAACCCAGAGCAAAACGAAGAUAAUGUAUUGGCAAGAAUGUUAGACCAUAAGGAAGCUAUCAUAUCUCAUUUAAGUUGGGCCAGCCUCUUUUUGGGAUUCCAUACCCUGGGACUUUAUGUUCAUAAUGAUGUCAUGCUUGCUUUUGGUACUCCGGAAAAGCAAAUUUUGAUCGAACCCAUAUUUGCUCAAUGGAUACAAUCGGCUCAUGGGAAAACUUCAUAUGGGUUCGAUGUACUUUUAUCUUCAACCAGCGGCCCGGCAUUCAACGCGGGUCGAAGCAUCUGGUUGCCCGGUUGGUUAAAUGCUAUUAAUGAGAAUACUAAUUCAUUAUUCUUAACAAUAGGGCCCGGCCAUUUCAAAGGAACGUGGAUUAUAUAUAGCUGA